ACCCCUCCCCGCGCAGGCGCACCACAACCCGCCCCCGCAAACGGGCACAAACCGCCACAACAGGCACACCCCCGCGCGCAGGCGCAGCACACCCCUCGCGCAGGCGCACCACGGACACACCCACGCUCGGGUUGGCGCCUGCGGGCUUCGGUACCGGCGUCUCCAUGGCGACCGCGUUGUCUGGGUGGCCUCCAUUGUUGGGCUGCAGCUCUCGGCGGCGUGACUCGCCAGCGCUCCAGUGGGCCGGGGAGCGGCAGGUGACUCCAGACCAAGGAGGAUGAGCUGCUGUCCCUGGAAGAGAACGGAUGGAGGGAAGCGGCUCCUACACAGUUCCCUCUGUGGCUGCUGCUGAUCUGGAGGAGGGUGCUGGUCAGACUAGGAGCUUGCCUGCCACCCCAUCCAAAGAUGUUCACAAGUGUGUUGGAGGCAUCAUCUUUUCCUCCUCACCGAUUUUAGACUUGAGUGAAAGUGGUCUGUGCCAUUUGGAGGAGGUCUUUAGAAUCCCCAGCCUUCAACAAUUGCAUCUGCAAAGGAACUCCCUGUGUGUGAUUCCUCAAGAUUUCUUUCAGUUGCUGCCGAACCUGACUUGGCUGGACCUCCGGUACAACAAAAUUAAGGUGCUUCCUUCCGGGAUCGGAGCCCACAGGCAUUUGAAAACUCUGCUUUUAGAAAAAAAUCCUAUCAAAAUGUUACCUGUGGAGCUGGGGAGUGUAACCACACUGAAAGCACUGAACUUAAGACACUGCCCUCUGGAAUUCCCUCCGCAGCUCAUUGUGCAGAAGGGAUUGGUGGCUAUCCAGCACUUCCUGCGGAUGUGGGCAGUAGAACACUCUCUCCCCAGAAACCCAGCUUCUCAAGAGGCUCCACCGGUUAAAGAGAUGACCCUCCAUGACCUCCCGAGCCCAGGAUUGGAGUUGUCCGGAGAUCACGCAUCUAACGAAGGAGCUGUGAACGCUCAGGGCCCAGAGAGGGCUGUGAUGAAAGAGAAGGCCGGCUUUCUCCCGCCUGUGGAAAAGCCAGACCUGAGUGAGCUCAGGAAGUCUGCUGACUCCUCAGAGCAGUGGCCCAGCGAGGAGGAGAUCAGGCGCUUUUGGAAGCUGAGGCAGGAGAUUGUUGAGCACGUGAAGGCAGACACUCUGGGAAAUCAGCUCUUACCGAGGGAAUUACCUCCAAAUCUCAAGGCGGCCUUGAACAGCGAGAAAGAACUGCCAAAGCCAAGACACGUUUUCAGAAGGAACAUGGCCUCCUCCAGGGACAUCUUACCCGACCUCUUGUCACCGUACCAAAUGGCGAUCCGAGCAAAAAGACUGGAAGAGAGCCGAGCGGCGGCACUCCGAGAGCUCCGGGAGAAGCAGGCUCUGAUGGAGCAGCAGAGACGAGAGAAAAGGGCACUGCAGGAGUGGAGAGAGCGAGCCCAGAGGAUGAGGAAGAGGAAGGAAGAGCUCAGCAAACUCCUGCCUCCGCGGAGGAGCAUGGUGGCAUCAAAGAUUUCCUCUGCCACAGAUCUGAUAGAUAACGGGAAAGUGCUACUGAAUCCACUUAGAAAAAUGAAACCAAGCAAAAAGAAAUCGCCACGAGCAAGUCAAGAAAUGAGUACCCUCCAGGAGGGAGAUUUAGAAGAGAAGAUAAAACAGCACAUCCACCAAAUGCAUGAGCGAAGAUUCCAUGGCCCAGCCCCGCUGGAGGAGAUGAGGAAGGCUGCCGAGGAUCUGGAAAUUCGCAAUACCAUAAACCUUGAAGAGCACUUCGGGGCCCAUGGAGCACCACCAGUCACGCCAAAGAGCUCCUGAGAAGCAGAGAAAAGUCACGACAUUUCAAGAAAAAAUUGAGUUUCUUGAUAUGUUCCUAAGAUUGAGGUUUACAGCUGCGGUUGCCUACCAAUUCAAGAUAAAUGAAUCCAGCGUAAGGACUGUAGUAAAAAAAGGAAAUUUGUGAGCAGGCAGAAAAGCCUUAACACUUUCUGUGAAAUACCUUUUUAUCUUGUAUUGGGAAUGCAGCUUUUAUGUGGGUGCAGGGUUGCUGUGUGUGAUGGUUCAUAUUAAGUGUCAACUUGAUUCGAUUGAAGAAUGCAAAGUAUUGUUUCUAGGUGUUUCCAGAAGGGAUUAACAUUUGAGUUACUGGACUAGGAGAAGACUCACCGCAGUGUGGGUGGACACCAUCCGAUCGGCUGCCAGCAUGGCUGGAAAAAGCAGGCAGAAGAAGGUGGCUGAAGCUGACUGGCUAAGUCUUCUGGCCUUCAUCCUUCUCCCGUGCUGGAUGCCUCCUGCCCUUGAACAUUGGAUGCCAAGUUCUUUGGCUUCUGGAGUCUUGGACCUACACUGGCGUUUUGCCAGGAGCUCUCGGCCUUCGGCCACAGACUGAAGGCUGCAGUGUUGGCUUCCCUCCUUCAGAGGUUUGGGGACUCAGACUGAGCUACUACUGGCUUCCUUGCCCCUCCGUUUGCAGACAGCCUGUUGUGGGACUUCACCCUGUGAUCCUCUGCAUCAGUUCUCCUUAAUAAACUCCCUUUCGUGUAUGUAUAUAUCGUAUUGUGUCCUUCUAGAGAACCCUUACUGAUACACUAUGAGAAAGGUAUACCUAUAGACUCCUCAAACAAAAGGAAGGGGAAGGAGCUGAAGCUGGAGGAUCUAAUCCCAGCAAAGGAUGGUUUGACAACUUUAGAAAGAGGCUUGGCUGGAAAAAUACCAAGAUAACGGAGAAGCAGCUUCUGUCGGCCAAGGGGCGGCAGACAAGUUCCUGGAUACAGAUACCAUGAAGAAAGUCACUGAGGAGAAAGAGGAUAAAGGAUGUCUGCCUGAACAGGUUUUUAAUGCAGACCUAAGUCCCCUAUUCUUGAAAAAAAAAAUGCCACAGGCAUGAAUGAGGAAGACAAGCAAGUACCAGAAUUUAGGGCAGGAGGGGAGAGGCCAGCUCUGCUGUUCUGUGCAAAUGCAGCCAGAUUAUGAUCAGGAUGCCCUUAUCCAGAAAGCUGCUAACCCCCGAGCUUGAAGGGAAAAGAGAACACCAGCUGCUCCUUGGUCGUACAAGAAGGCUGGACAAGAACCUCUUUUCUGGGUUGAUUCCAUCAAUGCUUUGUCCCUGAAAUCAGGAAGUACUUUGCUGCUUAUAAAUGACUGCCUUUUAAAGCUCUGGUAUCGGACAAUGCCUGUUGGCCACCCAGAACCCCAUGAUUCAACAAUGAAGGUGUCAAAGGAGCCCACUUGCCCCCAAACACGUCUCCAAUGCAGCCUCUGGCCCAGAGGCCAUAGGGACCUUGAAGCCUCAUUGUAUGCGGCACUGUGUGGACAGGAGUGUAGUGCUGGCAAAGAGAACUUCAGAGAACACCAUGAAAGGCUGAGGGAUCACACACUGGACUUGCCGUCAUGGUUGGAGGAAAGGCUGGGAAAGCCACGAAGCCUGAAAGGGCACGUUCUUGCUGGGGAAAACCGUGUCCAGAUGUUGUGUACAACUUCGCAGCACUGGUGACAGCCCAUCCCGGAAGUGAUGGAAAAGGAGUGGAAUCCUGUCUCUUGUCACCACCUGGUGGAACGGAGGUCAUUAUGGUACAUGAAGUAAGUCAGGCACAGGAAAACAAGCAUCACUUGUUCUCACUUGUGGGGGCUAAAAAAGUGGAUCUCAUGAAGAUAGAGAGCAGACUGGUGGUGACCAGAGGCCAGGAAGUGGGAAGUAGGGGUGCAGGGGGUGAGUGGAAAUGCACAGUGAGAUGGAGGAAAUAAGACGUGGCGUUCGAUACGUCAAUAGGGCGACUACCUCACGUUAGUCAAUUGCACAUUUCCACAUAGCUAGAAGAGAAUCCUUCAAGGUUCCCAGCAGAAAGAGCAGAAAUAUUCAGGGUGAUGGGCACCCCCGUUACCCUUACUUGAUCUUCAGACGUUAUACGAGUAUAUCAUAUUAUCGCAUGUACCCCCAAAAUAUGUACAUUUAUUAUAUAGCAAUUGAAGAAACUGUGGAGAGAGCAAAACAGAUGAGGGCGAAGAGUUUCCAGAUACAGGUCUUGGAGAAAUGGAGGAGCUAAUAGACGCUGCACCAGAGCAACAAACAGAAGAGGCCGAGGGAGACGAGUGCUUCCAAACCGGGCGAUGAGGAGGAAGACAGAGAGGAAGCAGUGCCGGGAAAGAAGCUGACCCGGGGCCCUGGCAGCAGCAUUCCCGCCAUUCAAUCUGUCUCUGCCCUCUUUCGGGACAUGGGCCCGUCUGUGAUGCAGGCGGGGAGACUGAAGCGAGCUCGGGAAGGCGGACGGGGACCGCACAGAAAGUUUAGAGAAAUGAAAGAGCAAAGUCAGACAGAAGUUACGUGCAUUUCUGUCAAGUCACCCAGAGUGUGCCUGCCUCUCCUGCCUCCCCUGCCUCCUCCCCAGCCGCUGCCUCUGCCACCCCUGAGACUGCAGGACCAGCUCCUCCCUCUCAGUCUACUCAACCUGAGAAGGACGAGGACAAAGGCCUUUCUGAGGAUCCACGUCCACUUAAUUCGUAGUAAAUAGAUUUUCUCUUCCUGAUGAUUUUCUUACCAUUCUCGUUUGUACCUUACUGUAAGAGUGCAGUAUAUAAUAUACCAUACAAAAUA
This is a messenger RNA of Macaca mulatta (Rhesus monkey), 4563 nucleotides long. Lineage: Eukaryota; Metazoa; Chordata; Mammalia; Primates; Cercopithecidae. The record is from RefSeq and is a predicted model, not a curated record.